Molecule: messenger RNA, 3620 nt
Organism: Amblyraja radiata (thorny skate)
Lineage: Eukaryota; Metazoa; Chordata; Chondrichthyes; Rajiformes; Rajidae
Gene: hepacam2
Product: HEPACAM family member 2
Exons: 10
Coding region: 110-1486 (458 amino acids)
Source: RefSeq, a predicted model, not a curated record
CGUGUAUGCUGGGAUCCCGGAGCCAAAGCAGGAGCUGCCUCAUUUCACUAUCAAAUGAGGCUGGGACCGGUUACUGCUCAACUGAACAACAAAACCGUGCGGACUCCCAAUGGGACGCGAUGUCUCCAUGGAUUCCUCCAGCAGCAAGAGUUAUUUUCUCCUGUUCAAGAUAUGCAUCCUGGCGAUCGGCACUAGUGGAGCUGUAAGAAUUACGGUGCCAACUGAAAUGAUCCUGGGGACUGUUGGACAACCUCUGCUGCUCCCUGUAAACUACACUACUGGAAUCAAAGAUCAGAACACUCAGAUAACCUGGACUUUCCAAAGCCAAUCUUCAGGUUCCAUGCUUCUGGUGACAGCCAUAAACAACACAUUGACUCCUGACAUGGAGCACGGCCACAGGUUUUUCUUGUCUCCUCCCAGUGCCACACUGUUAAUCAACCCAGUACAAUUAAUUGAUGAUGGUGAAUAUACCAUAAAAGUGACUGUCUCUGGAGUGAAGAUGGAAUCAGCUAGUCGACAACUGACUGUUCAGGUCAACGUUCCGGUCUCUAAGCCAGUGGUGCACAGUGAUCCUGCCUGGGGAGCAGUGGAGUACAUAGACAAUGCAACACUCACAUGUACCGUGAGCAAAGGCACAAAGGUCAUUUAUCAGUGGCUAAAAGAUGGAAAGCCGUUACCAGAAAACAGCCGUCACAUCUUCUCUGUAGACAACAAGAUGCUGUUCAUUUCUCCAGUUCUAAAAGACGACUUGAGUAAUUACACCUGUGUAGCAAAGAACCUGAUUAGUAUAAAUGAGAGUGAACCGAUUGCACCGAAUAUUUACUAUGGCCCCUAUGACUUGAUGGUGAAGUCUGAACCUCGAUUCAAAAUUAGUGAAGGAGUGUUUGCUGUUGGCAAAGGAGAACCAGUCUGGUUUAAAUGUUCAGCAAAUUCCAAUCCACCAAAUGACUACUCGUGGUUCCAAAAAGCCAACAACAAGACGACACCUAUCCAUCGGGGGCCGAUAUUAAAUAUCAUGUCUGAGAAAGUACCCGAGAAAGCUGAUUACAUGUGCUGUGUCUACAACAAUGUCACAGGCAAGCGGGACGAAACUCAGUUCACACUCAUUCUCUCCCACACUGAUCAAGAAAGGCGGAAAUAUAAAGGAAGUUCCAUCCACUCAUUGGUUAUAAUAGUUGGAUUGUCAAUAACUCUGAUCGUCUGCAUACUUCUUUACUUUAUUCUAAAAAGAUAUUUUCCUCGAAAAGUGAUUAAGAAGGAAGUGUACCACAGGUCACCGACAGAUUAUAUACGAGCACACCAAGUAUCAGUAGAACAAGAGCCAUCUAUGGAUGAUUAUGGAAUAUAUGAAUUUGUUGCUGUACCAGAGCUUGCAGCAUUUCCACAGGUUCCACCAGAUAAGUUAAGCACUGUGUAUGAUAUUAUUCGAGUACCAGAUAUCCGCACAGUUUAUGACGUCAUUUGCCAGACACCAAAAACGUCUUGAUGUUGGACUCAUCAUAACAGUUGAAUGCUGUAUUUUGUCACAGCCAGAAGAUUGAGGCAGUUGAGCAAUGAUUAUGUGUUUUGACAACAAACUAUAAAGACAACCAAGGUCAGACAUGAAGACGCAGAACCUUUUACUGUCCGGCAUGUGGGAGAAUCAAAAGGACUGAAGCAAUUUGCAGAACAUUUAUUCAUCUACAAAGCUCUAACAAUUCAACUUUUAAUUCAGCGGUGUAUGUAAUAUGUGAAUAAGAAUAUGUUAUCAAUGACUGCAUUAGAUUAUCAAAAAGUAUCUUUCAUUUUUAAGUGUUACCGAUAAAAUGUAUUUAUUCUUAAACUUAAACUGUCAUUCUGUGUAGGAAUUGGUUUACAUUUACCUAGCGAAUUUUAGAUGUUUAUUGAAAUCAGGCACAUUUAUUUAUAGAAAAAAAGUAAAAUUAUACCCAAGACUGAAUCCAGCCAUAAUUCAUGGUGUAAAUCAUAAACUCAAUUAUAUUGUAGUGUUUCCAGUCUUUGCAUAUCACACUCAAAAUUGAAGACUAUUUACCUUUUUUGACAUUUAAUUGAUAACCUAACUCAGAAAAACCAUAAAAUUAAUUGUAUGGCAACUCUAUUCCUUUAGAGAGAGUCUCCUCCAUUGUGUUGAGACACAUUGUUAAUAACAAUCUAACCUGCAUUUAACCAUGGUAUAGUUAGCCUGAGAGUGCUUAAAACAAAUAAUUAUUCCAAAAAGUGUUCCACCAUUGAUGGCAGCCCUUGUUUAGACAAAAACAAAGUUUAAAUCAUCUCUUCUGAAUCGGUGUCAUAUACUUCCUUCCAAAUAACUAAAGACAGGUAAACCCAACUGUCAAUUUACAUAAUUUCUGUAUUGUUUCCAUGGCAUGCACAUUUAUCUGAACUAGAUCAGUGUGUAAAGAUGUACAUAUAAUCCAAAAGAGGAUUUUAGAUCAUCAAAAGCAGGUCAACAGUAGCAGAAUUUAAAAAAUACAUAUACAGGUCUACCACCGAUUUUCCAGCAACUGAUGGUCCAGCACAUCAUUUAAUCUGGACAAAAUUACGGGAGUGCACGUGAAAUCCCCCCCAGAAAUCCCUCCAAAGUCGCCUAGGCCGGGUGAGGCAGCCGAUCUUGACCUCAUCGGGAAUUCCGCGGUCAGACUACUGUUCAGCGGGUCGAAUUUUCCCCCUGCAGCUGGAGCUCUGAAACUUCUGCCCGGAAGGGUCUCGACCCUGAAACGUCACCCAUUCCUUCUCUCCAGAGAUGCUGCCUGUCCCGCUGAGUUACUCCAACAUUUUGUGCCUAUUUUCAAUCUAAACCAGCAUCUACAGUUCUUUCCUACACAUAGUGCUUUGUAUCUAUCUGCUGCAAGACUUUUCAUUGAGGUGAAUCAUCAAGCAAAACAUUCUCUCUGAAAAUCUGCAGUUCAAUUUAAAAAUAUUUAUGACUAAUGAAUGUAAAAACUAAAAGUAAGAGAAGUAAGGCUUGUUGAAUCUGCUUUGUAUUCCAUAAGGUUAUGGCUCUUUGUUGCCACAAUCCCUGUAUCUAUCCCCCUUUCUCAUAUUCUGUUAUUGCAAAGAUCUGGUGAUCGUAGCCUGAAAAGUAGUCAAUGACUAAACAUUCACAAAUUUUGGGGGUUAAGAAUUACAAAGAUUCUCAACAUUCUGAAAAUGUUUACCUCAACUCAUUCCUCCACUUUAUCCUGAGACUGUGAAACCUAUACGGAAGUCAUCAGCCAAAAGAAAUGGCUGGCUUUGAAUCCAUCCUUUGUCGUCCUGUCAGAACUAGUUUCAAAUAAAUCACUCUCAGAACUCCAAAAAAGAUAGGCAUAUCCUACCCAUUCUGUGCUUAUAGCACAUUAUUAUAUUUCAGGAAAUAAUCUGUUAAAUAUAUUGUACAAUAAAUAUAUCCUUCCUUACACCUAUUGAGGGACCUCUGUUCCGUCUCAACACGACUUCUUUACCAUAGUCCUUUAAUCCCAAUGCACGAAAAACACCAGCAUAUCAUUUGCCUUCCUAAUUGUUUGCUGUGCACUCAAUUUAAUGUUUUUGGAUUUAUAGACAAUAGACUAUAGGUGCGGGAGUAGGCCAUUCGGCCCUUCGAGCCAGCACCGCCAUUCACUGUGAUCAUAGGUGAUCAU